Messenger RNA from Symbiodinium natans, 1614 nucleotides. The record is from the annotation of a GenBank genome assembly. Lineage: Eukaryota; Dinophyceae; Suessiales; Symbiodiniaceae.
AUGGGAAAAGGCUACAAAGGCAAGGGUGGUGGAGCUCGUCGCCGCAGCCAAGGCUCCGAGGAUGAGCAACCGAAGAAGUGGGAACGCAAGUACUUGCAGGCCGUGGACUCCAAGUGGCAUUUUGGGAAGGCCAACCUGCGCGCCUACGCUUCGGACACAGGCAGCCCGUUCUACACCAAGGGCAAAUCGGACGCCGAGCACCUGGCCUUGCGCAGCUUGUCGGAGAGGUUGACCCCUGCGACAUCCGAGGCGUGCAACAGGAUGGGCAUCGCCUUGAGCGAGGGCGGCGGGACAGUCAACAUGAUGGCCGCCUUUGUGGACAAGUAUCUGGAGAACAUGGAGGACGCCUCGGAGAAGCUGGGCUUGAAGGCGCUGGCCGAGGGCCUGGGCAAAUCCAAGGGGGAACAGCUGCGGCAGGUCGCGGCAUUCUUCGACAAGAACUUCGAAGGAGACAAGCCCACGCUGUCGGUGGAGGAGGCCGCGGCCGCGUGGGUGACUUACUUCAGCACAGACAGCAAAGAAGGCGCGAAGCCGUGGCAGCGGCUGGCACGGAGUGCGGCAACGCAAUACGUCUUCGCCAUGGAGAUGCUCCAGUGGUUCGCCCUCUGCAGAGAUCCGAAAGCGUGGGUCGAGAAGAUGAAGACCCAGAAGGACCUGCAGCCCGAGGCCGUCCAGAAAUGGAUGCGCGGGCCCUCGAGCAAGGAGCGCUUGGUGGAGGCGCUGGCCAAGUCCUACUUGGCACAAGUGGGGAAGAAGAGCAGGCGCACCUGCGGGCUGUCCUCCGAGGCCUCUGACACGGACGAGGGCAAGAAAGACAAGAAGAAGCGCAAGGAGGAGAAGAAGCGCAAGCGCUCUAGCAGCAGCAAGACGUCCGCCUCGUCCUCAGCCUCCUCGGCAACGAAGGCUGCGUCAUCCGGCUCUUCCAAGCAGAAGAAGAAGGACCAGAAGGGCAAGAAGAAGGACAAGGACGCGGCCGACAAGAAGAGCAAGGCAGACAAGAAGGAGAAAAAGACGAAGAAGGACAAGAAGCGCAAGAGCGCCUCGAGCGCUGAGCAGUCCAGUCCCGUGAAGAAACCCAAGAAGGCCGCUGUCACCUGCAAGCUUUUCAAGGACGUGGAUGAGGGCAUGCUGCUGGACGUGGACGACAAGACCCACAAGAACUGCUGCCUGCCUCUCUCCCUCGCUCGCGCCACCCUCGGCCCAACCGCCAAGAAGGAGGAGGUGCACACCUGGGCCGCCGAGUGGAUCAAGAAGCUCCCGGAGAACAAGCAGAAGGCUUGCCGCGUGGCGGCCAACGAGGCCAAGCUGGGAGAGGGGCUCUACGAAGAUUAUGUCAAGUUUGAGGUCGAUCAGGAAAGCGCCCGCGCCAAGAUCGUCUUCGUGGUGGACACUGCCGAGGCCAAGACGAAGGUGUGGGCCGGAGAGGACGCUGCCAUGGGGAGCUUGAAUCCCAUUUUCGUGAGGCACGAAGGUUUUCACUUCACCGCGUUGCUGCCCCAGAGCAGCGACAUCUCCACAGUCCUGCCGGACCUGCCCCCCAUCGAGGCCUUCUCCUACGUCGGACCGGCAGAGCUGCUGAUGCCGCUGCUGAAGGCACAGAAGCCCAGCAAGUGA